Messenger RNA from Hyaloscypha bicolor E, 2754 nucleotides. Its product is annotated as Coatomer, gamma subunit. The coding region runs from base 1 to 2754 and encodes 917 amino acids. Gene Ontology annotation, biological process: protein secretion; endoplasmic reticulum to Golgi vesicle-mediated transport; intracellular protein transport. Gene Ontology annotation, molecular function: structural molecule activity. The record is from RefSeq and is a predicted model, not a curated record. Gene Ontology annotation, cellular component: endoplasmic reticulum-Golgi intermediate compartment; endoplasmic reticulum; Golgi membrane. NCBI's taxonomy places the organism in Eukaryota, Fungi, Ascomycota, Leotiomycetes, Helotiales, Hyaloscyphaceae. The transcript has 5 exons.
AUGAGUUACAGCAAGAAAGACGAAGAUGCGGACACUGCAAUCAUGAGGGUGGACAGGACCUCAGUCUUCCAGGAGGCACGACUGUUCAACUCUUCUCCAAUACAGCCCCGAAGAUGUCGAGUCCUCCUUACUAAGAUUGCCCUCCUCCUCUACACAGGAGAGCGGUUCCCCACCAAUGAAGCCACCACCCUCUUCUUCGGAAUCUCGAAGCUCUUCCAGAAUAAAGAUGCCAGUCUACGGCAAAUGGUACACCUUAUCAUCAAGGAGCUAGCGCAUUCGGCAGAGGAUAUAAUUAUGGUCACAAGUACAAUCAUGAAAGAUACUGGUGGUGGAACAGAUGCUAUCUUCAGACCGAAUGCAAUUCGUGCCCUUUGCCGGAUCAUUGACGCAUCUACUGUUCAAAGCAUUGAGCGCGUGAUGAAGACUGCCAUAGUGGACAAGAACCCGUCCGUUUCCUCGGCCGCCCUGGUAUCCUCAUACCACCUCCUGCCUAUCGCCCGUGAAGUUGUCCGAAGAUGGCAGAGCGAAACUCAAGAAGCUGCCACAUCUACCAAAUCAUCUGGCGGAUUCUCCCUUGGAUUCUCGACAUCAGGAAGUCAAAUGCCGGUCAACAACUCGACAAUGACACAAUACCACGCAAUUGGACUUCUUUACCAGAUGAGAAUGCAUGAUCGGAUGGCUUUGGUCAAGAUGGUCCAGCAAUUCGGAACUGCAGGUGCGGUGAAGAGCCCAGCGGCCACAGUUAUGCUUGUCAGAUUAGCAGCACAAUUGGCAGAGGAGGACCCGCAACUCCGGAAGCCAAUGAUGCAGCUCUUGGACGGCUGGCUCCGGCACAAGAGUGAAAUGGUUAACUUCGAGGCAGCAAAGGCCAUUUGUGAUAUGCGAGAUGUCACUGAUGCCGAAGUCACUCAAGCUAUCCAUGUCCUCCAGCUCUUCCUCACGUCUCCUCGGGCGGUCACCAAAUUUGCUGCCAUCCGAAUCCUCCAUAACUUUGCCUCUUUCAAACCAGCAGCCGUCAACCCCUGCAAUCCAGAUAUCGAACUCCUCAUUUCCAACUCGAACCGUUCUAUUGCCACAUUCGCCAUCACUACUCUCCUCAAGACCGGUAACGAGGCUAGCGUGGACCGUUUGAUGAAGCAGAUCUCUGGUUUCAUGGCCGACAUUACCGAUGAAUUCAAGAUCACAAUCGUUGAAGCCAUCCGAACAUUAUGCCUGAAGUUUCCCAGUAAGCAAGCCGGCAUGCUUGCGUUCCUUAGCGGCAUACUUCGUGACGAAGGUGGAUACGAGUUCAAGCGUGCUGUGGUGGAGAGCAUGUUUGAUUUGAUCAAAUUCGUGCCGGAUUCAAAGGAAGAUGCUUUGGCUCACCUCUGUGAAUUUAUCGAGGACUGCGAGUUUACAAAGCUUGCGGUCCGCAUUCUUCACCUCCUCGGAAUUGAAGGACCCAAGACGUCACAGCCGACAAAGUACAUCCGGUACAUCUACAACCGAGUCGUACUUGAAAAUGCUAUUGUGCGUGCUGCUGCAGUCACUGCUUUGGCGAAAUUUGGUGUUGGCCAAAAGGAUCCCGAGGUCAAGCGCAGCGUCACUGUUCUUCUCACCAGGUGUUUAGAUGAUGUGGAUGAUGAAGUUCGUGACCGUGCUGCCUUGAAUCUGAGACUCAUGACCGAGCCAGACGAGAUGGCUGACCGAUUUAUCAAGAAUGAAAGCACAUUUGCCCUGCCGUAUUUCGAGCAUCAACUCGUAAUGUAUGUCACUGCUGACGACAAAUCAACUUUUGACACCCCCUUCGACCUUGCAGCUAUUCCCGUUGUCACCAAAGAGCAAGCAGAUGCCGAAGAUAGAACGAAGAAACUCACGACCGUCACCCCCACAAUCAAGGCACCCAAAGCUGGACCAACGAAAGUCGCCCCCUCAAGCACAGAAGCUGCAGCUUCAGCUUCAGCGACCGCACAGAAAUACCAACAGGAGCUACUUCGUAUUCCAGAGUUCAAGCGUUACGGAGGUGUUCUAAAGUCAUCGCUAGUCGUAGAGUUGACGGAAUCAGAAACGGAGUACGUUGUCACUGUGGUCAAGCAUAUCUUCAAGGAGCAUAUUGUCCUGCAAUAUGAAGUCAAGAAUACGCUCCCCGAUACUGUGCUCGAGGAAGUAUCAGUUCUUGCCACGCCGUCCGAAGAAGAGGAACUCGAAGAAGAUUUCAUCCUUCCAGCAGCCAAACUCGUCACCGAUGAACCCGGCACCAUCUAUGUCUCUUUCAAGAAGGUCAAUGGCGAAUCAUCCUUCCCUGCCAGCAGCUUCACGAACGUGCUCAAAUUCUCGACGAAGGAAAUUGAUCCCACGACUGGUGAGCCUGAGGAGAGCGGAUACGAUGACGAGUAUCAAGUUGAAGACCUUGAGCUUACUGGAAGCGAUUAUGUUAUUCCUACUUUCGCUGGCAACUUCAACCACAUCUGGGAGCAAGUUGGCGCUCAAGGAGAGGAGGCCGAUGAGACUUUGCAGCUCAGCAAUAUGAAGAGUAUAGCAGAUGCCACCGAACAACUUACCAAAACCCUUUCGUUACAACCGCUCGAAGGAACCGACGUACCGAUUAAUACCACUACUCACACUCUCAAGCUCUUCGGGAAAACUGUCACUGGCGGCAAGGUCGCCGCCAACAUCCGGAUGGCCUAUUCCUCGAAAUCCGGUGUCACGAGUAAAAUCGUUGUUCGCAGUGAAGAGGAAGGCGUCGCGGCUCUAGUCAUCGGGUCACUCUCUUAA